AUGCGCGGCUUCAUCUUGGCUAUAGCCGUCUCUUUGAUGGCCCAGGUGUCAUUAUCAGCUCCCUAUGGUGGAAAUAGUAGUGGCAUCCCUAAACCAUCCGAAUUCAAGAAGUUGGAGAGACAGUACCAAGCCAACAUAAGAGCCUCUUUGGGCCUCCAUGGAUGUACAAAGAAAACCAUUCGCAUUCGCAAAUCUUGGGACGACCUUGACAUUGCGACAAGAACUGACUACGUCAGAGCUGUCAAGUGUCUAGCCUCAAAACCAGCCAUCGUCGAUAAAAGUUUAGCUCCUGGCGCCGUUAACCGCUUGGACGAUUUUGUAUAUAUACAUGAUAACCAGACGAACCGAAUACACAUUUCUGGCCCAUUUCUACCAUGGCAUCGGAUUUACGUAUGGCAAAUGGAAGAAGCAUUGAGAAAUGAAUGUGGAUAUAAGGGGACAAUUCCUUACUGGGAUCAAGCCCGCUUCUCCCAAGAUCCUUUAAAAUCGAAAGUAUUCGAUAACUCCUCAUUUGGAGGCAACGGAGAGUACCUUCCCAAUGAUCAUGGACCAUACGAUAUCCUCAUUCCCGGGCUCGCUAUCAAUUUCACUACAACAUACCCCGCCGGUACGGGUGGUGGUUGUGUCAAAGACGGGCCAUUUGCAAACUUUCAAGUCAGUUUGGGCCCUACAGUUCAAAGAGCAGGCGAUAAGUUCGGGUUCCAAUCAAACCCGCGCUGUUUAAAGCGAAAUUUCAAUUUCGAAGCCAGUACAGAAUCCCUUACUUGGGAUAACGCGAUCAAGAUUCUAGAGGAGCCUGACAUCGCGUCGUUCUAUUGGAGUCUUGAGAACCUAUGGCACGUUAAGUCGCACCAAUUUCUUGGCAAGGACGGCCUUGAUUUAUUUACCUCGCCAAACGACCCAAUAUUCUACUUGCUACACUCCCAAAUUGAUCGAUUGUGGGCGAUAUGGCAGGGUCAGGACUUAGAGGAGCGAACUUUUGCUAUCACUGGCAAUCGCACAUUCUUCGGCAUUCCGCUCGACACUGCGCCGAAUGUCCCGCCUUCUAACGCUACCAUCGAGGACGUUAUGGAUUUGGGGUAUGGGUUUAGGCCCAAGGUUAAGGAAGGUAUGCCUAUGACUUCUGGUGGGAGAUGUUAUAUGUAUGAAUGA
Messenger RNA from Hypoxylon trugodes, 1152 nucleotides. RefSeq names its product Di-copper centre-containing protein. The transcript has 3 exons. The record is from RefSeq and is a predicted model, not a curated record. NCBI's taxonomy places the organism in Eukaryota, Fungi, Ascomycota, Sordariomycetes, Xylariales, Hypoxylaceae. Gene Ontology annotation, molecular function: oxidoreductase activity. Bases 1 to 1152 code for a protein of 383 amino acids.